AUGUCGUCUUCAAACUCCCUCAUGGACAGCUUGUUCCAGCGCAGCCUCGAGGAUCUAAUCAAAGGCCUACGCCUCGGAGAAUCCAAUUUCAUCUCCAGAUCCCUAGAAGAGAUCCGCCGCGAGAUCAAAGCCACAGAUCUCUCCACCAAAUCCGUCGCCCUCCAGAAACUCUCCUACCUCGCCGCUCUCCACGGCGUCGACAUGACCUGGGCGGCUUUCCACGCCGUGGAGGUCGUUUCCUCGUCUCGAUUCGCUCACAAGCGAAUCGGUUACCACGCGAUCGCUCAGUCGUUUAACGAUCAGACUCCGGUUCUGCUUCUGAUCACGAACCAGAUUCGAAAGGAUCUGAAUAGUUCGAAUGAGUAUGAGGUGAGUCUCGCUUUGGAGUGUUUGGCUAGGAUUGGGAGUGAGGAUCUAGCUAGGGAUUUGACUUCUGAGGUGUUUACGUUGUUAGGUAGUAGUAAGGGUUUGGUUAGGAAGAAAGCUAUUGGUGUGGUUUUGAGAGUGUUUGAUAAGUAUCCUGAUGCUGUUAAGGUUUGUUUUAAGCGUCUCGUUGAGAAUCUCGAGAGUUCUGAUCCUCAGCUUUUAUCUGCUGUGGUUGGUGUGUUCUGUGAACUUACAAGAAAGGAUCCAAGAUCUUAUCUUCCUUUAGCUCCAGAGUUUUACAAGAUUCUUGUGGAUUCGAGGAAUAAUUGGGUUUUGAUUAAGGUUCUUAAGAUAUUUUCCAAGUUGGCUUUUAUUGAGCCUAGGUUGGGUAAGAAGGUGGCUGAUCCGAUUUGUGAACAUAUGAGGAAACAGAAUGUGGGGAAGUCUUUGUUGUUUGAGUGUAUUAGAACCGUGUUUAGUAGCUUGAGUGAUCAGGAGACAGCUUUGAAGCUUGCGGUUGUUAAGAUUAAGGAGUUUCUUGUGGAUGAUGAUCCGAAUCUUAAGUAUCUCGGUCUUCAUGCCUUGACGAUUGUUGCUGGAAAGCAUUUGUGGGCUGUUCUGGAGAACAAGGAAGCUGUUGUGAAGGCUAUGAGCGAUGAGGAUCCGAAUGUUAAACUCGAGGCGUUGCAUCUUUUAAUGGCUAUGGUGAAUGAAGAUAACGUGACGGAGAUAUCCCGGAUUCUUAUGAACUAUGCGUUAAAGUCUGACCCUUUGUUCUGCAACGAGAUUAUUGGUUCCGUUCUAGUGGCAUGCUCGAGGAAUUCGUAUGAGAUCAUAGUUGACUUUGAUUGGUACUUGUCUCUUCUCGGUGAAAUGGCUAGAGUCCCAUAUUGUCAAAGAGGGAAAGAAAUUGAGUAUCAGUUGAUUGAUAUCGGUACGAGGGUUAAAGAUGCUAGAAUGGAGCUAGUUCGGGUUUCUAGAGCGCUGGUCAUUGAUCCUGCGUUGCUUGGUAAUCACUUCUUACACCCGAUAUUAUCCGCAGCUGCUUGGGCUUCAGGGGAAUAUGUCGAGUUCUCUAAGGCCCCUUAUGAGAUUGCCGAGGCGCUUCUGCAACCACGUACUUGUCUUUUACCACCUUCCAUUACAGCAAUCUACAUACAUUCAGCUCUCAAAGUUCUUGUCUUCAGUCUCGGUGUAUACUUCUCAGCCCAGGAUCCCACGUCCUCGACCCUGGCUCAGGAGUCUACUAGCUCUGGCUCUUCAGUGGUGAACGGUUUCACAUAUAGCUCCAUCUCGAGUUUGGUGAAUAUGAUUGAGUCGGGAUUGACCUCGUUAUCCGGUACCAUUGACGUGGAAGUGCAGGAGAGAGCUAAGAGCGUUCUAGGCUUCAUUGGUAUGAUAAAGCAUGAAAUGGCUGAGAAAGCAACCUCCCAAGACACUGAAACAGAAGCUCGUAAAGCUAUAGCAUUCAUGGAAGAUGUCUUCUCAGAAGAGCUUGGCCCUGUUUCUUCAACUGCACAGGAAAAAGUUCCUCUACCAGAGGGGUUAGAGCUUAACGAGAAUCUUGAAGGUCUCCAAGAGAUUUGCAGAGAAGUUCUGGAACCAAUCGCCGAAUCAAACUCAUCUUCUUUCUACUCCUCAGACAAAGUCAGCUUCUCUGUUGCUAAACUCAGAAUCAGAGAUCAAGAAGAAGCCUCAUCGUCUUUACCUCCUCCGCUGGAAUCUUCAUCCUUACUCGCAGAACACAGAAAACGCCAUGGCCUUUACUAUCUCUCCUCUCAGAAAGCCGACGACCACAAUGAUGGAGAUGGCAACGAUAAUAACACAUCAAACGAAUACCCACCAGCGAAUGAGAUAUCUGUGGACUCGUUUAAACCCAAGAAAAAGAUAUCAAAACCAAGACCUGUAGUGGUGAAACUGGACGAAGGAGAUGAACCAAAGACAAAGCCAGACGCUAGUAGUAGUAGUAACGGUGAGCCUUUGUCACGUGCGAUCCAAACCGCUCUUAUGGGGAAAGGCAAGGAGAAGGAAAGUGAAAAAGACAACCACGAGAUACAUCUUGAUACAGAGAACACCGAACAGAGCUCGAGAAGAGAGAAUAAGAAGAAGAAGAAGGAGAAGAAGAAGAAAAAUGGUGAGAGUAGUAAGAAUAGAUCACGACGACAAAGAGACGAAGAAGCAAGUGUAACAAAACCAGUCGAAGUCCCAGAUUUGCUCUUAUGA
This is a messenger RNA of Eruca vesicaria subsp. sativa (arugula), 2589 nucleotides long. Lineage: Eukaryota; Viridiplantae; Streptophyta; Magnoliopsida; Brassicales; Brassicaceae. The record is from the annotation of a GenBank genome assembly.